ACUUCGUUUUAGGGUUUUUUUUGGUUAGAGUGGUUUCGCUGGUCUUCCAACUUCCUCUGCCAACAUGGUUCUUCAGAAUGAUAUUGAUUUGUUAAACCCUCCAGCUGAGCUUGAGAAGAGGAAGCACAAGCUCAAACGACUUGUUCAGUCACCAAACUCUUUCUUCAUGGAUGUAAAAUGUCAGGGUUGCUUCAAUAUAACCACUGUCUUUAGCCACUCUCAAACUGUUGUCGUAUGCGGUAACUGUCAGACUGUGCUGUGCCAGCCAAAUGGUGGACGAGCAAGACUAACAGAGGGCUGCUCUUUUAGGAAGAAGGGAGAUUAAAUGGGUAAUUGGUUUGUGUUCGUAUCCAAUUUGAUACAAAUGUGAAAUCAAUCGAUAAGAAUUUCUAUUGUUGGUUUAUUUUGAAUGUGACUUUCACCUUGAAUCUUGAUUUACUAUGAUGAAUAUGGAAGUUUGUUAACCAGUA
Molecule: messenger RNA, 470 nt
Organism: Cicer arietinum (chickpea)
Lineage: Eukaryota; Viridiplantae; Streptophyta; Magnoliopsida; Fabales; Fabaceae
Product: small ribosomal subunit protein eS27y-like
Biological process (GO): translation
Cellular component (GO): ribosome
Molecular function (GO): structural constituent of ribosome
Source: RefSeq, a predicted model, not a curated record